CCUCCCUCCCAUUUCCACUUUUUUUUAUCAUUCUUUUUGUUUCUUGCAUCAAUUUUCUAACGGUGCUGAAUCUCAUCCUUCCCACGUCGAUCUUGAACAGCUCCUCCGUCUCAUCAAGGUGUUGCCACAAUGCCGCACUCCAGAGAGGCUUGCCUAGCAUAUCUGCAGCAAAGCAUCAGGAGACACAGGCUUGAGCGAUUCUUCACGGACCCCCAGGUCGUUGAGAAUAUUGCACAGAAUGCAGAGCAAAAGCUGAGCGAUUGGCGCGACCGCGUCGAGGAGUUUUUCUCAGCGGAGGAGAUGAGUGAGUAUGCUUACUCAAUGCUGCUCUUGUCUCUCUACCAGAUCCACAUCUUGCUUGAUGACUCUGGAUCCAUGUUUGAGGAAGAUCGCAUCAGAACCGCGCAAUCGACUAUUCGUAACAUCGUCGAUAUUGACUGUGCCAUCAUCGAGAAAGGGAUUCGUCUCCAUCUUCUCAAUGGCGAGGACCCUAAAGAAGUCAUCAACUCGGUCGACGACUUCAACAGGUGGUCGGAAGCUGUCGAAUAUGGAGGGUCCACCCGGCUGGGCACGGUCUUGAGAGCCAAGAUCUGGUCGAAGAUCGUGGAAGACCCAGCCAAAUUUGCGAGACCCUGCUUGGUUUAUGUCAUCACUGAUGGCGAGCCCACGGCAGAGCCCAGAAGCGCCUUGAAGGAGUCAGUGUUAAAGUGCAAGAAUGAUCUCGCCGCCAAUAGUUACAGUCCAGCGGCAAUCGCCUUUGGAAUCGUCCAGGUGGGGACAGACGAAGGUGCCCGGGAAUUCCUGGAUGAGCUUGUGCAAAUCCAAGAAUUGCAAGAUCACCUCGAUGUGGUUAACCAGAACUCUAUACUCGAGAACCAUUUCCGCGAGACCCAUGGAAAGCCCAAGGAGCUCGAGAGUACACUAGCCCUGAAACUUCUUGUUGGCGCUAUUGACAGAACCGGCUCCUCCUGAAGUUGCAAUCGAGGGCGCCACAUGCAGGCUGGUUAGCGCGUUGGUAAGCAUGGAAAGUGUGGAUUCCAGCUUGACCAGUUUCGAGAAGAGGUCUGCAGUACCCCCCGCUUGGACAGAAGAGGAACGACGGAGAAAAUUCAUCGGGAAUCCCGGGUGUCUUCAGUACAAGAGCUUUUGCUGGUCUGGAGGUCUGGAAAAGAUGAGGGGGAAAAAAACAAUUUCCUGGGUAUGAUUCACCGCGACAGGCUAUUCUAUAUUCUUCUAUACUGUCGCUUCUCGAGUUGUAGAUCCUACGGAGGUUGAAUUCCUCUAACACAGGAGUUUAGGACUUGUGAAAAAGUAAACGUCGCUUAAUUGCAAGAGUCCAAAACCAUGUCAAUCGUCCCAAAAGUCCUUUCCGCCAUAUUUA
This is a messenger RNA of Hyaloscypha bicolor E, 1381 nucleotides long. RefSeq lists its product as uncharacterized. Lineage: Eukaryota; Fungi; Ascomycota; Leotiomycetes; Helotiales; Hyaloscyphaceae. The coding region runs from base 130 to 972 and encodes 280 amino acids. The record is from RefSeq and is a predicted model, not a curated record. The transcript has 6 exons.